Chlamydomonas reinhardtii is the source of this 1510-nucleotide messenger RNA. RefSeq lists its product as uncharacterized. The record is from RefSeq and is a predicted model, not a curated record. The coding region runs from base 109 to 753 and encodes 214 amino acids. Lineage: Eukaryota; Viridiplantae; Chlorophyta; Chlorophyceae; Chlamydomonadales; Chlamydomonadaceae. The transcript is spliced from 7 exons.
CUAUACUUUGUGCAUCUCACUUGUUAGGUUACAUCCUUCGGUCUAAACAGCUGCAGCUGAAGACAGAUUCCCAACUGUUUUGGCGUUUUUGGGGUCUCUUCGCCAAACAUGCCCCCGACCAAAGCUUGCUGUGCUCAUGACCAUGAUUGCGAGGCUGCUGACUGCGGCGUGGCCUACUCGCUCUACAAACACGUGGCGGUGGACCAGGUGCGGUGCCUGAACGAGGCGUCCGUGGGCUCCUGCCGCAACAUCCUGCGGCCGUGGCACACCCGGCUCGACGCGGUGGAGACGCCGCUGCGCAGCAAUGAAGACGAGGACGAGCAGGAGGUGCUGAUACACGUGCCCUUUGAUGGCUCGGUUAAGCUGAAGGCUAUCAGUGUCAUCGCGCGGGGGCCGCCUGGCACGGCUCCCGGCCGCAUGCGGGCCUACAUAAACCGAGACGACCUGGACUUUGGGACCGCGGCCCAGGCGGCGCCCGUACAGGAGUGGGAGUUGGCGGUAGAUGGCGACGCACGCGGAAUCAUCGAGUACCCCACACAGGUGGCCAAGUUCACGGGCGUGCACUCGCUGGACCUGCUGCUGUCCGGCGCUUCAGGCGGCAUGGACUAUAUUGAGGUGCACUUCCUGGGGCUUAAAGGCGAGUUCGCAGAGCGGAGGCGCCAGGCCGUGGAGACGGUGUACGAGCUGAGGCCAGUGCCGGGCGACGGCAACAAGAUCCCGGGCAUUGGCGACGGGGCACACUGGCACGCGUGAGGAGCAGCCACUCUAGGCAGGCGCCAGUGGCAAUGGCUGGCGUCUGAGCUGUGAGCGGCUCGUGCACUAGGGUGUUAGACUGGCGAAUUGGUACGGAGCCGUGGCCACCGUGUGGGACGUGCUGGAAGCGCUGGAACGACGUGACAGGGAAAGGGAAGCACAGGGAAAGGGAAGCACAGGGAAAGGGAAGCAAGUGGCUGAGUCCGUCACGGCGUUGAACACUUGAACAGCUGGGUCCGUGCGGCUGAUAACGGGGCAGGAUGUAAGUGGCAGUACCGUAUGCAACAAUUGAAGUAUCAAGGAACUAAUGUACAAUGCAAGAUUGGAUGCACGGACCGCAUGUUUGUUCUAGGGUCGCAGGGUUAGCUACCUGAGAUGCGGGCUGUUAGUUGAAACCCGGCGGGCUGUGGUUUGUAUACAUGGAUUAGUGCUUCGCACCGAGGUGGGGCCGGCGCUGUUGCAGCUGCUGGAGGGCAGCCGUGAGCACGAGCUGAUUGCGCAGUACACUGUGUACGGCUCCGGAACAGUGUCCGGAUGCAGAUGUCUAUGAUGCCAGAGGCUGUAAGCUGGACCGACAUGGGUUCUAUGGUGGGGGCGUGUCCAAGUACGAAGUCAUGGAGUAAAGUGUGUCGGCAAGAACCGCCGGAGUACUCAGGGCCACGCGCAUGGAUGCGGGCAGCCUCCGGGGUGACGAGGCGUGCGCCAUGGUGGCGGCCGGCACGAUUCAAAACACGCCCACAAAGUUAAAGACGUUCUG